AUGUUCUCGCGCCCGAUCUCCUCAUGGGGUCGGCUUCCCUGGUCGGGUAUCGGCCUCCGCCCGGCCACCAUGACAAAUACACGAUGUGUUGACUCUGGGAGGAGAUUCUUCACUCGCAGUUCAUGCCUCCGGCAGAAUAUCAACGCACCGUUCAAUACGCCGCAGUCGCAAAAGCGCAAUGCGUCGACGAUGUACUAUGCGGCCAGUCUUAUUCUCGGAACCGUUGCGCUUGCCUAUGGCUCCGUCCCUCUGUACAAAAUGAUCUGCCAACAAACCGGUUGGAACGGUCAACCUGUACUCACUCACCGUGGAGGCGACAAUGAUACCUCUUCCCGCGUCACUCCGGUCACCGACUCCCGUCGUUUGAGAAUCACAUUUAAUGGAUCAGUUUCGGAUGUUCUGCCGUGGAAGUUCACCCCGCAACAACGUGAAGUUCGAGUUCUUCCAGGCGAGACAGCGCUUGCGUUCUUUACGGCGACGAACAAGGGCCCGACGGAUAUCAUUGGUGUAGCGACGUACAGUGUCACUCCCGGACAAGUUGCUCCUUACUUCAGCAAGAUCCAAUGCUUUUGCUUCGACGAGCAGAAGCUGAAUGCUGGAGAAUCGGUUGACAUGCCGGUGUUCUUCUUCAUCGACCCCGACUUUGUCAAAGAUCCGGCCAUGAAGGGCAUUGAUACGAUUACGCUCUCAUAUACCUUCUUCAUCAGCGUAGCGCACGGACCGCCAAUUAAGCUCGCGUUCGACAAACUGCGACCGCGGUCGCUAGAUGCCCUCACAUACCACCCCGAGCUGUCCGCGCGACUGAAAUCAUUGGCGCAAAGUGGCGACUUCCCUCAUCUGCUCAUGUAUGGUCCUUCAGGUGCAGGCAAAAAGACACGAACAAUCGCGACGCUUAAAGAAUUGUACGGUUCCGGAGUCGAAAAGAUCAAGAUCGACGCCAGAGUCUUCCAAACGACAAGCAACCGCAAGCUCGAGUUCAACAUAGUGUCUUCGGUCUACCACUUGGAGAUCACCCCAUCGGAUGUUGGGAACUACGAUCGUGUUGUGGUUCAAGAGCUGCUGAAGGAGAUUGCACAAACCCAGCAGGUUGAUCUCUCGGCGAAACAGCGCUUCAAGGUCGUUGUGAUCAACGAGGCCGAUCAUCUCACCCGUGAUGCGCAGGCAGCGCUGAGACGGACAAUGGAAAAAUAUAGUCCCAACUUGAGGUUGAUUUUGUUGGCGAAUAGCACUUCGAAUAUCAUCGCCCCUAUCCGGUCCCGUACCCUGCUGGUCAGGGUUGCUGCUCCGAGUGAGGAGGAUAUCUGCACUGUUUUGAAGAACGCGGCUAAGAAGGAGGGAUGGCCUGAGGCGAGUGGGUUGAAUAAGAGGAUAGCUAAGGAGAGUGGACGUAACCUUCGUCGCGCGCUUCUUAUGUUCGAGGCUAUUUAUGCUCAGAAUGAGAAAGUUACGGACAACACGCUCAUCCCACCACCCGACUGGGAAGCGCUGAUUGCGUUGAUAGCUGAGGAGAUCCUGGCAGAGCGGUCACCGGCUCGUCUGUUGCAAGUCCGCGCACGGUUAUACGAUCUUUUGACGCAUUGCAUACCACCGACUACCAUUAUCAAGUGUCUGACAUUCAACCUCAUUACAAAGGUCGACGAUGCUCUAAAGCCCGAUGUCAUCAGGUGGUCGGCAUUCUAUGAGCACAGGAUCACUCAAGGCAGCAAAGUAAUCUUUCACCUUGAGGCAUCCGUUGCCAAGUUCAUGCGCAUAUACGAAAGUUAUCUGAUGGGCAUGGAAUUCUAA
Messenger RNA from Aspergillus welwitschiae, 1785 nucleotides. Its product is annotated as cytochrome c oxidase assembly protein CtaG/Cox11-domain-containing protein. The record is from RefSeq and is a predicted model, not a curated record. Lineage: Eukaryota; Fungi; Ascomycota; Eurotiomycetes; Eurotiales; Aspergillaceae. Gene Ontology annotation, cellular component: mitochondrial inner membrane. The transcript has 10 exons. Gene Ontology annotation, molecular function: DNA binding; ATP hydrolysis activity; copper ion binding. Gene Ontology annotation, biological process: DNA replication. The coding region runs from base 1 to 1785 and encodes 594 amino acids.